AUGUUAGAAAACCUCCGGAAGGAGUUGUUGCAACAAAAAAAAGACAUGCACGACAUGAAAGAAGAUAUUAAGAAUACAAUUAACAAUAAUAUAAAUGAAAAGUUUAAAAACUUAGAAAUGAAGAACGAACAUCUAGAAAAUAAAAUAAAGGAACAUUCUUUACAAAUCAACAACAUCGAAAGAUUUAUGAGACGCAAAAACUUAAUUUUCUUUGGUGUGGAAGAAGGGGAAAAAUCAUACAAUGAUUUGGAAAAUGCAAUAUUACACAUAAUAAAUAAAUGCUUUGGUUUUAAUUUUGAAAACGGGUUAGAAUCCGUUAGAAGAAUAGGAAAAAAGGGUGAAAUAAUCAGGCCUGUUGUAGUCACGUUCAGUACAAUGGGAUUCAAAUUGAAAAUUCAACAAAAUCAAAAAUGCUUAAAAGAUACCCCCUACUAUGUUAAACAGGAUUUUCCGAAAGAAGUGCUGAAAAAACGUAAGGAAUUACAGCCCCAGUUGAAGGUGGAAAGAGAAGCAGGUAACACAGCUUUUAUAAAAUAUGAUAAGCUCAUAGUAUUACCUAGAAAAAAUAAAACCUCUACACAAAACCCUACCAACAAAAGAUCAAUAUCUGAAUCUCCCGAAACUACGUUAAAAAACCCCUCUAACAUUUUACAAAAUAAAAAGCAGUCAGUUAAGAAGAGCAAAACAACAACAAUGAAGGAAUACAUUCGACAUAAACCAAAAUUUAUACUAAAUUCUGAACGGACUACGCAUGACUCUACACCCAGUGAGGCUAAUGAGCACACAAAUUAG
Molecule: messenger RNA, 792 nt
Organism: Parnassius apollo (apollo)
Lineage: Eukaryota; Metazoa; Arthropoda; Insecta; Lepidoptera; Papilionidae
Source: the annotation of a GenBank genome assembly